CCUGAAAACGUGACCGGAAGUGAUCUUCUGUAUUUACUCUUAUUUCACGCCGCUAGUUUCAAUUUUCCUUUUCCUGCUUCUAUGUUUAUAGUUGGUUUAAAUUACAAUAUACUGAAAGAGUAGUUUGUUACUGGCAAGGUGGGGGUGGACAGAGCACAGAUGCAGACGAAGGACCUGGACAGGUGUUGAAUGGCUGAUACUAAACUUUAAUCCGCAAGUGUAACAUUCAGAACAAGCACUUACGCUUUGCAGAGGAGAGAACAUGAAGAGGAAUAAAGAAAAGGUAAACGUCUCUGAAAAGGAUUUUGUGUUCGAGUUCAAGGCAGGACGGCAGCAGUGUGUCCUGAAAGUUCCACUGCAGUUUCCUGUCCAGGAGAAUCUAAAUGACCUCCAUGGAAGAUUCAUGCUGCUGCAUAAAAUUCCCUGCUUUGUAGAGAAUGACUUGAAAACUUGUCUUUCCAACUUCAUUGAGAGAGAAACCAAUCAAGAUUAUGACAGAGUUGCUGAGAAAGCCCUUCAGAGCUUGAUGAACAGUGAAGUAGACAUCAGUGAACUCACUAAUGCAUGGGCAAAGACCUACUCUGAGACCACUUUGGAACAUUCCCAUCCGGAAGAGCCAAGUUGGGAUGAGGACUUUGCAGACGUGUACCAUGAACUGAUCCACUCACCUGCCUCUGACACGCUGCUCAACCUGGAGCACAAUUACUUCGUUAGCAUUUCUGAACUCAUCAGUGAGAGGGACAUGGAGAUCAAGAAAUUACAGGAGAGGCAAGCAGCUGCAAUGGACACAGUGAUGCAGGAACUGGGGAAGACAUUCAGUGACCAGGAUGUAAACGCGGUGGCCUCUCAGCAUUUUGAUGCUCAGCAGGUAUUGGAGAGCAAGUGGGCCACUGAGCUAAAGCACGUGACAGGCAUUCAGAAACAAGAAUACCAGGAGUGGGUGAUCAAACUCCACCAGGAUCUGAAAAACCCCAACAACAGCACCAUUAAUGAGGAGAUUAAGGUACAGACCAACCAGCUCACAGAAUCCCCUGAAUCUGGCUCGUGUCUCUUCGAGGAGCAGAGACAACUGGAAGAGAGCUUCACAAUCCACUUAGGGGCUCAGCUGAAGACUAUGCAUAACCUGCGUCUGGUGCGGAGCGAUGUGUUGGAACUCUGCAAGCACCGUCAGCAUGGUAGCAGUGGAGUAAAGCUGCGCCGACUCCAAACUGCUCUCUCCCUGUACUCCUCCUCACUCUGCGGCCUUGUGCUGCUGGUGGAUAACAGGGUGAACUCCUACAGCGGCAUCAAAAGAGACUUUUCAACUGUGUCCAUGGAGUGUACAGACUUCCAUUUCCCACGUCUGGAGGAGCAGUUGGACAUCGUGCAGCAGGUGAUGUUGUACGCACGAGCACAACAGUCUAGCAAACUGAGAGAGCAGCCAGAACUGUCAAGAUCAAGCGGAGCCGAGGAUAAGAACAAGAAUGUUGACAAAAAAAAUGGAAAUAUCUUACCAGGUGAAUUCUACAUUACCCGACAUUCCAACCUGUCUGAGGUCCAUGUGGUCUUCCACCUGUGUGUGGAUGACAAUGUGCGCUCUGGCAACAUCACAGCCCGAGAUCCCGCCAUCAUGGGCCUGCGGAACAUUCUCAAGGUCUGCUGUACCCAUGACAUCACCACCAUCACCAUUCCCCUUCUGCUGGUACAUGAUAUGUCAGAGGAGAUGACCAUUCCCUGGUGUCUGAAGCGAGCAGAACUGGUGUUCAAGUGUGUCAAAGGUUUUAUGAUGGAGAUGGCCUCCUGGGAUGGUGGCAUCUCCAGGACAGUCCAGUUUCUUGUUCCACAGAGUAUCUCAGAAGAGAUGUUCUAUCAGCUAAGUAACAUGCUACCUCAGAUCUUCCGUGUCUCCUCCACCUUAACGCUCACUUCCAAGCGCUGAGUGAGACCGAUCUGCUGGCCUGGACAACGCUCAUGUUCUACAAGGCCAUGUCAGUUUGCACUUUUAAAUACCAACAUCAUCUUCAUUUUGAGUCAGUGUGAAAUAUAACACACUUACACAAAACUGCGUACAUCCUAGAUUUCAGACUGUGGCUAGGAAGCCAUCCUUGGCCAUCGAGGGCCCCUUUUUCCAAAUAUUUGCCUUGUUUGCUUCUCCUGACGGUGCGCCCCUGAACUGCAUACACUUUCACUACUGAGCACUCUUGUCAUCCGAAACCACGGAAUAGGUGCUGGCCAGAAGCAGUGUAUUUUAUGGUCCUCUUUAAAAUGUAAAUGUCAUAAAUAGACAAAUGCAAGGAACUGACUGUAUGAAUAGAAUCCUGUACGUCUAGACAAGAACACAGUUUG
Messenger RNA from Clupea harengus (Atlantic herring), 2325 nucleotides. RefSeq names its product FERRY endosomal RAB5 effector complex subunit 3 (gene ferry3). The record is from RefSeq and is a predicted model, not a curated record. Gene Ontology annotation, cellular component: cytoplasm. NCBI's taxonomy places the organism in Eukaryota, Metazoa, Chordata, Actinopteri, Clupeiformes, Clupeidae. Gene Ontology annotation, biological process: regulation of mast cell degranulation.